Messenger RNA from Gossypium raimondii (Peruvian cotton), 2009 nucleotides. RefSeq names its product recQ-mediated genome instability protein 1. The transcript is spliced from 8 exons. The coding region runs from base 43 to 1761 and encodes 572 amino acids. The record is from RefSeq and is a predicted model, not a curated record. Gene Ontology annotation, molecular function: nucleotide binding. Gene Ontology annotation, biological process: double-strand break repair via homologous recombination; resolution of meiotic recombination intermediates. Lineage: Eukaryota; Viridiplantae; Streptophyta; Magnoliopsida; Malvales; Malvaceae. Gene Ontology annotation, cellular component: RecQ family helicase-topoisomerase III complex; nuclear body.
CAGUGGAGGGAAAAUCUAAAAUCCCCACAAAUUUCAACGUCAAUGGCGAGAAGACGACUAAGACUGCACCGCUCCUCCGAUGAAGAAGACGAAGAACCACCACCACCACAACAACAACUAGAAAAUGAACCUCCACAUGAAAGCUCCGCCGUCACUAACCAGUCCGUGACUGUAUCUCCUCCUAACCCUAACCCCGACCAACCACUUCAAAUCUCCGACGACGAUUUCGUCGAUGUCGAUGAAAGUUUCACUCCUCCUUCUCCUCCUCCUCUGGCGGAGGAAAUGGCUGCACCGGUUACAUCAGUUCAAAGCUCUGGCUCUCCGAUUGGGGACUUUCUUUUAAGAAUGGGACUCAAAUUGAGGAGAGAAUGGCUGGAUUCUUGCGUUCAAGGACUAGAGAGCUCGGUCCCUAGGUUUUCGACUCUCGAUGCUUCUGCAAAAUCGAAGCUUUGCUUUCAACAAUUCUUGUUUUCUGAUAUGAAUUAUUCCGGCGGCGGUAUUCUUCCGUCAAAUGUUGAUUCAAUGCACCUUGUUGAUCUCAAAGGACCCUUUGUCUUGCAGGUUGAUGAAAUUGUAAAUAUCAGUUGUCCGCUCAAAGGAAGGUAUCAGGAGACACCUUCUGGGAUCAAGAGGUGCCUUAAGUUAUCCAUGACAGAUGGUGUUCAACGUGUGUUUGGCAUGGAAUACAGGCCUAUUAAAGAUCUUCAAGUUUUGGCUCCUGCUGGAUUAAAGGUUGCUAUCUGUAAUGUACAUAUACGACAUGGGCUUCUUGUGCUGGUCCCUGAAAGUUUACAAAUUCUAGGGGGAGUGGUUGAGGACUUAGAAGCAGCACGACAGCGUCUUGUUACUGAAGUAAACAAGCCACCUAGGGGUAAAAGAACAAAGUCAGGAGUGGUUCCUCCUUUAGCAACUAGAGCAACUCUUGCUGCAUGGCCACCAAAUGGUGUUAAUGCUGUUGAGCCAACUAACAAUUUAAUAUCUCAAAAUUCAGCUCCUCUUCGGGCAGAUGAAAGAGGUGCUACUUUGGUUUCAUCUAGCACUGUUACUCUAAGAACUACAGAGAAUCCUACUGCUCAUAUGGGUGGGGCGAAUGCUGUGCCUAAUUCUUCAUCUGAUGUUGCUUUGGAUGUUGAGAGGAUGCAUAUUGAUAGUGUUCCCAUUAGCAGAGAAAAUGCUACAUCAAACUCGAAUUCAAGUAUUGUUCCAGAUGAUGAGCUCGUCCAUAUCGUUGAUGUGGUUGAACAUCCUCUCAUACUGUCUGGAGACCGAGAAGUACCCUUUACAUACUUGGCUAGUUUGUCAGCCAAGUGGGCUGCCAUUAAAGAUAAAGCUACACAAGUACAGGGAAAAAUUAAGUGCUUUUUGACUGGUGUCAAGGGAUUCCGGUAUAAGCAAAGGACAACUUACGAGCUGCUGUGUUAUGUUGAUGAUGGCAGUCUUAUCUCCGAGAUCCUCAUUGAUCACAAUGUUGUGCAGAAAGGAAUAGGUCAUUCUCCCCAGGAGGUCACUUCUGCUCUUUCUUCUUCAGACAAACAAAAAGUUAGUGGUAUGAAGGAGAUUAUGAGGCAGUUUCAGGCAUUUUUAGCACAUUUUGAGGGAAUGAUGCUUGUAGAAAUAAACAAAACAUCAUCUCUUCCAAUUGCCAAGGAGAUGACCCAAGGCUGUUCUGCAUCUGAUGCACGGUUGCUUCUUAGAAGAUUGAAGCCUCCUCCUCGAACACCAGAGCACCGGUCAUCGGAUCCCAUUGAGAUAUCCCCUUAAUUGCCUGCAUGUUACAACUACAACUGGUUUUCGAAUUUCGUAUUGGAAUCCAUGAUCCUUUGUUUUGCAUAAAAAUCAAGGAUCCAUGGAGCUUCACUUCAUUGCAACAGCAAGGCAUGUAUUUACAUGGAUCCAUUGACAAAUUUUGAGAAGAAAACUGGUUAGAAGAGCAAUGACAGCUACAAAUUGAUUUCAAAUGUAUAGUUUGUAUGAUUUAACUAAUGGAAAAACAGAAACUUCUAUUUAAA